AUGUCAGCUGCUAUUGUCCUAUCUGGCCCAAGUGGUACCGGUAAGUCUACAUUACUAAAGAAAUUGUUUGCUGAAUUUCCUAAUAAUUUCGGUUUCAGUGUAUCUUCUACUACUAGAAAUCCAAGAGAAGGUGAACAAGAUGGUAAAGAUUACAAUUUUGUGACUGUUAACGAUUUCAAGAAGAUGAUUGAUCAAGAUAAAUUUAUCGAAUGGGCCCAAUUUUCCGGGAAUUACUAUGGUACCACUGUAGAUUCCGUUAAACAAGUCAUGGAUUCUGGUAAGACUUGUAUUCUGGAUAUCGAUAUGCAAGGUGUCAAGAGUGUCAAGGGUAAGCCUGACUUAAAAGCAAGAUUUUUAUUUAUUGCUCCACCAUCUGUGGAUCAUUUGAGACAAAGAUUGGAAGGUAGAGGUACUGAAACCGAAGAAUCCGUGUCUAAGAGAUUGGCUGCCGCCAUUGCUGAACUUGAAUAUGCCGAAACCGGUGCUCAUGACCAAAUCAUUGUCAAUGAUGAUCUUGAAAAGGCAUACCAAGAAUUAAAGAAGUUUAUCUUUGAAAAUUGA
This is a messenger RNA of Maudiozyma barnettii, 561 nucleotides long. It is a transcript of the gene GUK1, whose product is annotated as guanylate kinase. Gene Ontology annotation, molecular function: GMP kinase activity. Gene Ontology annotation, cellular component: cytosol. Gene Ontology annotation, biological process: purine nucleotide metabolic process. The transcript has a single exon. NCBI's taxonomy places the organism in Eukaryota, Fungi, Ascomycota, Saccharomycetes, Saccharomycetales, Saccharomycetaceae. The record is from RefSeq and is a predicted model, not a curated record. The coding region runs from base 1 to 561 and encodes 186 amino acids.